Messenger RNA from Phaedon cochleariae (mustard beetle), 15588 nucleotides. The record is from the annotation of a GenBank genome assembly. Lineage: Eukaryota; Metazoa; Arthropoda; Insecta; Coleoptera; Chrysomelidae.
UUCCGCUACAAACGGAAGGUGCAGUCUGUUGUUAGAAGCGCGCACAGUCUAAACUUUUCAUAAAGUAUACACUAUCUGUAUAUAGUGUAUACAGUCGUAGUUGUCAGAGUGAACGCGACUGGGUCAAAGAGAAUCAACAGGUGCACACCAAGAGUGUGCCGGUACAGCAAAGAAAACGAAAGUGGACUUCGACUUGGUCAGUGAAUGAUUCCGGUCAAGUGGGUCAAUGUGUGGCAGUUCUGCAGGUCCAACCACCAACAACUGUGGACUCUGUGUUGCAGUGUUGGGAAUUGGAAGUAAUCGAAAGAGUGCAAAAACAUCAAACGUGUUGUGAUUGUUUUAGUGUUAUGAACUGCAGAUUGUAUAUUCUGUUGCGAAAUCAAUUAGUUCUAUCUAGUGCAUUUGACUCUUGACUUAUCGAAGUUUUUGAGUAAUUCUCGUUAUCAGACCUCGGCAUGUGUUAUGUAAACAGUCUGGUGAUUUAUUUGUUGGAAACCAUUUCAAACAAAACUAACCUGCAAAAUAAGCCAUUAUCGGAGAUAAGGCCCGCUGAUUCGGUUCGUUGAAAUCGGCCAGUGGACUGGGAAAGCGUUAUCAGGGAACGUUUAGCAUGAGGAGUUUCCUUUGUUUUUGAGCAACAUCCACCAGAAGUUGGCACUUUUGGUCACCACGUUUUGGGAAGAUGCCCUUCGGCACGGUUUGUGUCAGUACCGUAGGCAAUCGCCCGAGAACCUGGUCGUCAUACUCAAACAUUCGUGCCAAAGAUGCUCAGGAUAUCCAAAAUAUGAACAGCACUGACGAGAUAUUAGUUUACAAGGAUCCCAAUGAUGUUUACCCAUCUCCCACCCUUGCGAGGAGGACACUGGGCUGCAGCUACGAUUUACCCGAUAAGUCGCCGAAAAAGGAGAAGAAAUGGUCGAUUAGUAACAUUUUCAGGAGAAAGAAGAAGGAUGAAAGCGAAAGCAGCAGCGAGGAAGAAUUCCAGAAGAAAGGGUUCCUUGGUAGGAGGAAGAAGAAGCCGGAAUCCAGAAGGAAAAAACCGAAGACCCUAGGAACUUUUGACCAUGUAGUUAUACCUCCAGGUCCCAGGAAUUCUUUUCAUAAUGGUUACAACUGUAACGAGGAAAAUGGUGUUUUAUCAGAUCCCACUGGAGGAUUUUCCCAUUACAUUGGAAGAGCGUUACCCCGAAUUCCUACAGGAGGCGACUCUUGUCAAAAGAUGAGUAGAGAAUCUCUUAAUGAAAGCAACCUAUCUAAAGUGAGCAUUGGCUCUGGCUCAGUAGAUAGUAUCAGGAAGAGCAGAAAGGAAAUGACCAAAGUAAGAGCAGAAGCAAGAAGGACGUCUUCGAAAAAUGGUAGCAGUUCAGAAGAAGAAUCUCAACGAUCGAAUUCAUCCUUGAAAGUAAGGAGCGAGGAGAAUCUCCAGGCGAGAGAAAAUUCAGCAAACCGUAGAUCUCGCGCAGCUCGAACAGAAAGAUAUCUGAAACGUCAUUCAAGAGAUGGAGAGAAUCCUCACAACUACUUGCGACUGUCGAAGUCAGACGUAGAAAACUCCUCCAUCAACUGGAAACAAUCCGAUGAUAGUAACAGGUCACCAAGCAGGAGCCCUCUAGUGUUAAGUUCAGUAAUUCCAACAGAUGCCAAAAAUAAGCUGUCUUUCUCCAGUUUGAAUUCGAGUUCAAACAUUUCCGGUUUAUCUACUAUACCUCCUAGUCACGGUAACCAUGCCAAAUAUAGGGUCAGCAAUUCGACCAGCAAUCCUUCGUACAAACCUCCGCAAUCUAUGAACGAUUAUAACAACAGUACGAAGCGAUCUAUCGACUCCAAUAUCGAUAAAUACUUCAUCGAGCAACGUAGCAUAAGCUGUGAUGCAAACAUACAUAAUAUAGCACCUUCGCCUGAAUUUCCACAAGAAGUAUUGCACAUUCAGUUUCCCAUAACGCGACCGAACCUUGGACAAAGAAAUCGAAUUCUUCACGAUACUUCUCAACUUAGUAAAAUCAGGCAGCCACCACCAACACCACCUCCUCGAGAUCCAAGCAGAGUUGGCAACCAUUUCCAUGAAAACAGUAGAAGUAGACCAAAUACUUUUUACUUCGACAGUAGCGGCCAGACCAAGUCCAAAUCCUUCACUACCUCUCAUGCUCAUCCUGGAUUGCAGCAAACUAAAAAAUUCAAUUCUUUCAAUCUCCAUCCCAGCUACAGAUCAACUUCUGAGGACCAUUUACCACGUGACACGCUGAAGGUUCAGUUAGCAGCGAGACCAUCCUCAACUACCCCUGAAGCUAAUAGACCUCAGCGAUACAUCACUAGGAGGGGUGAUGCGAAAGCUAUCACUGAGGAUUUGAAUUAUCUUACUGACAAGCAUCCAAGAAGCAGAAAACCAAUAUUUGUUCAGCCAAGUGUCGGCAUUGUAAGUAAUAGUGAUAACAAUGAGGCUGGCAGUCAGAAAGCUCUGCAUUUCUGGAAGCAGAUUGAUCGCCAGAAUACUAUUCCGAAUAAACCAAUUCUCAAGAAAACUAGAUCAGAUAGUCCACAAAUGUUUACGAGUCACACUCAAGUACAUAACAAAAUUUUCCUACCUAGCGUUCUUCAGCACGAGAAUACGAAACCUGGAAGUCGUGGUUCUAGUCCAUUCAAACCAGCGACUCCUACUAUGCCAGAAACUGCUAAACCACUCGAAAUAUCAUACCAAACAGUUCUUGGCGAAAUAAGCAAAGACGACAUCAAACGCAAAUCAUCUAACUUGGAGGAGGCAUUAGAUGAACUAGAAGCAAUAUACAACAGUUUGAGACUAGGAGAUGAAGACCUACUAGAUAGAGCUGAACAAAGAGAGAAAGAAACUCAGGAUAAGAAGUUGCCUGUGGAACUUUUGAAUUCUUAUCCAAGUUACUCGUCUAGAGGAGCUCUGAGUGAUUCUAGCUUCAGCUAUGAACCAUUCGACGCUGUAGAUUCACCUAGACGAAAGAAAAUGAUGAGAAAAAAUCGCACUUUAGAUAUCAAACAAGACGACAUGGCAUUCAGAAAAUUGAAUAAAUACAGAGCAAACACGAUAGGUGACCCACAGUCACAUAUAUCCAAAGUUAGUUAUUUGCUCUCCUCGCCGGUUUACUCUGAAGAUCAUCACGAAGAGGAGAUACCUAAAGAGAAUAACAAUGAGCCUGAUAUAACAAAAGACGAUGUAGUCUAUAGAAAUGUUAAACAUUUGAAUAACUCGUUGAAAGUAGUAGAUCCACAACCACCGUUUGGUAUACCCAUAGGACCUAUAACUCCUGGGGCAAACAGCGAUUAUCUGCAUGCCAAACCUGAAGAUAUUUUCACGCCAACAUUCAAACCUCGCAAAAUUCCGGAUAUAGUUAAAGAUGAUUUAGCUUUUCGAAAUCUUCGCAAAGAUAACAAUAAAGGUCCAGCCUUACCUUCACUAUCUACUGAAGAUUUCAAGAAUAAUAAUUCUGACCAUAUCAAAUUUGACCUUAACUACCUCAAGAAAAAAAGAGCUCAGAGAUCAUUGUCUGCUAACAUUGGCAGCCUAAUGCACAGCGAUAUCAUUGAGAGAGCUAAACUAAAACAGAAACCAAGUGUUGAUGUAGGAAACGAAUUUGAAUCUUUCAAAACUCUUACUGAUAUUGCCGAUGCUAUGGAAAUUGCCAGAAGCGUAUUGAAGGAGAAAGAAAACAAAAUAACAAAUACUAGGAAGGCUUUCAUGAGCGAUACUGACACGAAAUAUAUUCAUCCUAUCACUAACAGAAGCAACAUGUUAGAAAGUCGGCAGAAUUUCUUUAACAGCUUGAAAAAUUCUCAUGCGAAUCAUAAAUGUAAACCAUCAUCUCCAAGAUUGGGAGAAGAUAAGUUGUCAGCAAAACCACCACGAGGACAAACUCCAGAACGUAUAAGAUCUCCAAAAGAGUCAACUCCCAUACCUGUAUCCCCUCUGGAAGACAAACAGGCUCUCCAGAGUGAAUCUACCUCAUCAUCUUUAGAAGACCUUUUGAAUGCAUUAGCAGAAGAAGCGAAAGAAACUACAGAGAGAAUUACAAACGAACUGAAUAUGUUGCGUGAAGAAAGAGAUAAAGAGAAACAAUCUACAAAGUGUGAGUCUGUGGUUGAAGAACAAAAGGAUGAGGUCGUGACAAGAGUCAACAAUAAAGAGUUGAUCAAAAAAUUGUCCGAGAUUGAUGCUGUAUCAGAACAUGCCAAACUCUGUGAAAAAUUAUUGGAGUGUGUUGUCGAUAGUAGUGAGCUGAUGGCAACAACAAAGACUGAAGAAGAAAUUGUAAAGAGAAUUGAUGAAGAAGCAGCAGUAGCGGAAUCUGCUAACGUUGUUAUGUCCAGGACUGGUUCAAAAGAAGACAAAGUUAGCGAAGAAUCUGAUCAUGAUUACGAGAAUCUAGUGUCAGAUAAAGAGUUGAAUGUGGACGAUCUUGACUUGAAGGUUUUACCUGAAACCAAGGAACCUGAAGAAUCUCGAUCUUCAUUCGAGGAACAUAAAGCAGAGCUCAUCGCGAGCUUCCAAGAGUUGAAAGAGCACAUGGAAGAUAUCAAACUACCACUAAGAAGGAACAGUGAAGAUAACCAUGGAAAUAACGAUCAGACUUCUGCGAAGGUGGAUUCUGUAUAUGAUAAUAUAGAAACAGUUGAUAGAGACGAUUAUGAAAAUGUUGGGGUUACAGAUAAACAAUCGACAAGACGCUCUCGUUCCCGCUUACCUAGAUGGCUGCGGUUCCAUUCGGUUGGAAGCCUGAUUGAUCAAUCUACAGAUAUGUCUGAAACUCCAAAUACAAGAGCUGAACGCAUAGCGCGCUACAAGGAGGAGAGGAGACGGCAGCUGGCCGCCCAAUUCGGCGACGCAGGCAAAGAAGGCUCGCCCUCCCGAUUGCCGGGCGGCAAAGAUGGCGCCGAAGGGCCGCGACCCACGCGGGCGUCGAAGCUGCGGCUAGCCGCCCUGGCCUCGCAAGAGAGCCAGGGAGCAGGCGGCAGGCUCUCCGAGAAAUCACCCACGCCUCCUGCGACCGGAAGUGACGGCAGAUCGUCGGGAAGCAAGCGGCCUGUCGAACGCGAUAAGAGCGCCAAAAGGAAGUCGAAUUUGAACCGGUCCACGACUUCCGAAGAGGUUCCUACAACCGAAACUGGCGAUGACUUGAAGAGCCGUCGUCGCCAACGCCGAUUUUUCCCUCCAGAAGUACUGGAACAAACGCCGAAGUAUACAGCCUCCGAAAAAACUAAAAACGAACCAAACACCACUGCCUCUAUUCAAUAUUAUCCUCCAACCUCGCCAAUCACUGCCUCUUCCUCCUCCACCAAACUAACUCCGAGGAAAUCCCAAUUGAGCAUGCACAUGGAAAAUGCUCGCCGUGGUAUCUCCCCUGCCUAUUCCGAAAUGGGAAAAUACAAGCCGUUCGCCAAGAGAGCCGUCACUUCUAGUCCGAAACCCACUUCCCCCAGGUUCAAUCUGUCAGACCAAUCACAGCCGUCUACCGCCUUUCCAAGACUGUCCAGUAGCACAAAGCUUGAAGACGACAACAGCAAGGCUAUAGCCAAUAGGAUGGAGGAGCUGACAAAUAUCACCAAGCAAACUUUAGCGAGAGUACAAAUGCUCACGAGUAAAACGAGAGAGUCACCGAAGCGAGAACCUAGAAGGCCAGUAACCAGCAGCCCUUGUGCGCAACCAGAGUCUAAACUUUCGACUAGGCACAACAGAAUAUCUCCGUCAGUUGAAAAAACACAGCCGUCCUCUAUAUUGAAGAAGAAAUCCAUAGAGGAGCCGCCUUGCAUCGCAGUGGAACCAACUCCUGUGCUGCCCAUCGCGUCUGGGCCUGUUUCUAUUCUGAAGAGAAAAGUGUCCCAAGAUGACCAUAACAAACACGAAGGCAAUGCGCAUUCUUCCAAUAACACACCCCCAGUCACCUUCUCGCCUAGCGUAGUCGAACCUACGUCCACCAAACGCAAACAGGGUAUCCUGAAGAAACGCAGAAGCUUGGAUGAGUCUACGGUGAUGAGGCACCGGAGCUGCAGUCCUGACGUCGCCAACAAGUCUGAUUCUCGCUCGAUUCUGAAGAACCAGAGACGAUCAUCUCUUGAAGAACUGAGGAGAACGCAGUCGCCAGAAGCACAUCUGCAAAGCAUUCUGAAGAGGAAGACGUCCAGGACGGAAGACGACGACCACUCUCUCAAUUCCCCGCAGGGAAUUCUGAAGAGGAGGUCAGGUGCUAGCAGUGCCGGCUCCACGACUAGCACUCCUCACGUUUCCAUUACUACUGCUGUGAUUCUAGCCGCUGCUGGGGGUGCAGAAAUGAUUCUAGACUCUGACUCGGAUCACGUGAAGCCGAUCCUGAAGAAGAAAAGCAUCUCCGAAGAUUCUUAUCAUAGUGAUCCGUCGGAGGUUCCUAAACCUAUUCUUAAGAAGAAGUCCAGCACUGACACAGACGAUUCUGAGGAGAAGCCAAAACCUAUUUUGAAGUUGCCAAAAUCCGCGGAGCAAGAAAACCAGGAGACCAGAUAUUUCAAGCACAAUUCUUCUAGCGAGGCUGAAUGUGAGGUUAGGGUCAUACGGAGGCAGAAUGCUUCUAGAGGAGAAUCGCCGAGACCUAGGCUGUCGUUUUGCUAUGAAGAUUCCAGUAUUCAAGAAGAAGCUGCUCGAACUAGAACGUCCAGGCGUUCCCACACCAUUUGUACUGAUUUUAAUGUAGCAUCUUCGAGUAUUAUUAGUAAGGAAGAAGACAGGAAUUUACGAAAAGCUAGGCCUUUGUCUGUACACGAUCUGGUGAAAACUUUUGAGAUCAGUAGCUCGACAGGCGCGAUACCGAAAAGGAGUAGCAUGAAGAGAGGUAGUGAACGAUACAAGACUCAGCCUGUUACUUCGAAUGAAUAUGAAGCAAGGAAUUUCGACGUCCGCUCACUUUUAGAUUUCACGUCUUCCUUGGAGAAUGACAGCAAUCUGAACAACUUCUAUUCGUCAUCGUUGCAAAACACCACCAGUCCGGAUCACUUCUCCUGUGGCAAAAUGUCUUCCGAUUCGGCGUUUCAAUCCUUGGGAGAUGGACUUGAACUCGACCAAGAUGAAGAUACCCCCCAAACUUCGGAAAAUGAACCUACCGAAAUCAAAAUCAAAAUUGAUCCACCAAAAAUGGAGUUACAAAUGAAGGCUUUAGCAGAGGAGGCAAAAAAAAUGAAGUUGGGAAAAAGCAAUGCAGGAAUAGAAAAAUAUAAAUCUAGAAAAUCUGGAUUAUCAGAUCGAACACCUAGAUUUUCAACUCAGCCGGUGACUUUUGACGAAGUACAAGAAGCUUCUAGGAAAAAUAAAUCAGAAGAGAAAAGAGGUGACGACGCCGAACCAGAUAAAUCGCCAGAACGCAAGGGCAUUCUCAAACCGCCCGUCUCCAAACGCACAGCCCCCCCUCAAAUCUCCCCUACCGAACUCGCGCCGAGAACUGCCGAAGCGCCGCCGAGAAAAGCCGAAGCGUCGCCGAGAUCGGCCGAUCUGUCACCGGCAUCGGCCGAGACGUCGCCGGACAAGGACGACGAGGGCAUCUCGUCGGCCUCCGACUCGGACUCGUCGACGGGCGCAAGGCGAGGCGAGGCAGGCCGAAGACAGCCGAGACAGGCGAGGGGGAACGGCGACAGCACGUCGGAGGGGGAGUCGAGCGGCGGCAGGGAGGUGAGGAGUAUCUUCAGGCAGGACGACAAGCUUCGAAUCAAAAACGCCCUAGAGAGCGUGCUGUCGAAGAGCCGCUUCGGCGACGACUGCGCCCUGCUGCAGCCGACCAAUAAGGUGACAGUUAGAAGGUCGCAGACGCAGAACGAGAUGCCGCAGGCGGUGGCCGAUCUGCGCGCCAAGCUGCAGCUGCGCGGCGAAUCGGAGUGGCGCAAAAGAGUGCCGCACCACAACAAUGCCACCGACGAGCUGAAGCUGCUCAAAGAAAAGAACAGAUACAAUGACGAGCUAUCCGAGAAGUCGCUGUUGACGCUCAAAAAGGACGAACUGGACGCCUCGUCCAGACAAUGGAGAGCGAGGGUGGAAAAAUCCGAUGCCGAGAAAUUUUCCGUGGCCGGGAAAAUGGGGGAGAAAAUCAGGGACGCCGUGCCGACGAUAAAUAUUCCGACGGCGGACGAGAACAGGAAGCGGACGCCUCAGGCUAAGAGAUACAGGUCGAAAGAAGGUCCUGAUUCUACACCUACAUCACCAGAAAAAAAUAGCCACUUUGAUCUCACGAGAAGUAAAUCUACACCUUUCUCAACUAUAGUCAACCUUGAUACUACUGGCUCACCCACGAAAUUUUCGUCCAGAAAAGUGUCCGUUGCUAACCCGGAUGACAUCACCUUCAGAGCCUUCUUCAAGAGCGUGGAGGAAUCGACCACCACCUGCGAUCGGAUCGAUUUGGCCAUCGAAGAUUUCGAUGCCGUGGAGCGACAAUCUCUGCUGGUCAUCAAGAAGAACGUGCAGGUGCAGAAGAGGAGAGGCGCCUCUAGGAAUCCCAUCAAGGCCCUAGCUUCGAGGACCGACAUUUCCAACGAGUACACCGAGAUCAUCACCGGCGCCGCUGAGAGAGAAAAGAGAAGACUGAAUAUCGAGAAAUUGGCCAAAAACUCGAAUAAAGCCCUAGAAGCUUUAGCUGGACUAGCCAGCAAUGAAGACUUCAAAUCGGUAGCCUUGAAAAAAUCCACUGGUCCCACCGGCUACCUACCAUGGAAGGACCUAAUGCUUUUGCAAGUCAAAGGCCGUCGGCAGAUCCAAACUAGGCUAGUCGAACCUACAGCCAACAGUAUUAACGAAGGCGACAACUAUAUCCUCAUCACUCCUAGCGCCCUCUACAUCUACAACGGAACUUAUUCGAAUGUUAUCGAACAAUCGAGAGCAUUGGAUGUAGCCAAUCACAUUCGUAAAACCGGCGAUAUGGGAUGCAAGGUCGAGAAAAUCCACAGUAUCAAUACGAAAACUUCAUCUCCCAAACACACCGAACACUUUUGGAAGCUCCUCGGGUCAGAAGGCACUCCGGAAACAGUCGAUGCAGGGCACCCAGACGAAGAUGAGACUUAUGAAUCGAACAUACUCCACACGAACAUGAUUUAUACCUUGGAAGACGAUGAGUUAGCCCCUUUCGAGAAAUACUGGGGUUCAACCCUCAAAGUGGAAAUGUUACAAGAUACCAGCAUAAUCGUGUUUGAUUUCGGUUCUGAGAUGUACGUGUGGAGUGGCAAAAAUGCUCCUCUCGAUAAAAAAAGGCAAACAAUGAAGCUAGCUAAGGAGAUGUGGGAGGAAGGGUACAAUUACUCGGAGUGCCAAAUCUGCCCCCUGAACAUAUCUUCCAUCCUCGGCGAUAGAAAACAGAAGGAUCUACCUUUGAAGGCAUCGAAAAGGCCCAGUUGGGCUCUCUUUGCCAAAAUAACCCAACAUCGCGAGACUGUUUUGUUCAGAGAGAAAUUCUUGGAUUGGCCCGACUUUUCGAGAGUGAUCAGAGUGAGAAGCGACGAAAAUAUAAGAGAAGUGAGCGGGUCGAUUGACAUCAAACCCUGCGAUGUCGAUGAGAUGAUAGCCGAAAAAGACCCCUAUCCCGAUCUGGUGGUGGAAACCACCCACUUGGGAAGGGGUGACAAAUAUUUUGACGAGGAAACCAGGCGGCUGUUUGAGUACGAAACCCUGGAAGUCAAAGGCUGGCACAUAUCCGAGAACUCCUACGAAGCGCUCGACGACAAGUCGAUCGGCCAGUUCUACGACGGCGACAGCUACAUCUACUGCUGGAAUUUCCGGCAGACCGUGAGAGGGCGCGAGCUGAACGGCACCCCGUCCAGACACGCGGCCGUCGGAAGGGACAGGUGCAUCUUCUUCUGUUGGCAGGGUUGCCGUUCCUCGAUCAAUGAGAAGGGCACCGCGGCGCUGCUGACGGUCGAACUGGACAAGCAGAAUGCGCCGCAGGUGCGGGUUGCUCAGGGAUCCGAACCCGCCGCGUUUCUGCGACUGUUCGACGGCAGCAUGGUGGUGCGCCAAGGGAAACGCGGGGAGAGUGAGGAGUUUGAGAAACCGAUGCUGUUUAUAGCGAGAGGCGAGAAAGAGGAUGAGACUUAUCUGAUGGAGGUGCCUUUAGGAAUGAGCUCUUUGAGAAGCAGGUCUUCGUUCAUCAUCGUCGAUAUCGACACUGAGCAAGUCACUAUUUGGCACGGAGCCAAGUCCAGCCAGCAAAAGAGGAAAGUUGUAAGAGAAGCUGUUCGGAAACUGAUGGUCAACAAACCCGCAGAAAUGUACCUGGAUGACUUUGAGGAGGAUUUGGAUAUCGUGGUGAUGGAGGAGGGUAGUGAGAGCGAGGACUUUUUCGAUGUUAUGGGCAAUAACAGGGCGAGUUACAAUUCGUUGUUGAAUUGUGAGAAGGAGUACGUGCACACACCGAGGUUGUUCAGGAUGAGCAGUGUGACGGGGAGUUUCCUGGCUACCGAGGUGUUGUGUCCGCAUAGGAGUGAGCAUUCUAGUCCUUAUCCGUUUAAUCAGACGGACUUGUAUUCUGCUAGUCAACCUGCUUUGUUCUUGAUCGACGACAAGCACGACCUGUGGCUGUGGCAGGGCUUCUGGCCGGAAAAAGAGGCGGAGGCGGAAGACCUGAGCGACCAGACGGGCUCCGGGGCGGUCCGGUGGCAGGCGGAGCGAAGGGCGGCCAUGCGCACCGCCGUCGACUAUUGGCGGCGCACGCGCGACGGGGGCGCGGUCUCGGCGCACCUGGUGUGGGCGGGGCUGGAACCGCUGGCGUUCAAGGGGCUGUUUCCGUGCUGGGAGGAGCGGGAGGAGGUGAAGAGGCUGAAUUUGAAGGAAGGAAAGAAGAUGGGCGACAUGUUACCCCUAGAGAGGGAGCUGGCUCUCUUGUCUAGGACGAUCUAUCCGCUGUCCGAACUGCUCCAAAGGCCCCUACCCGAAGGUGUCGACCCGACGAACAUUGAAAGGUACCUUUCCAAUGCAGAUUUUCGGGAACUCUUGUCGAUGACCAAAGACGAGUUCGAGAAACUGCCGUCGUGGAAGAAGACGGCCUUGAAGAAGGAGAAGGGUCUUUUUUGACCGCUGUUAGGUGUGUUGGUCGAGAAACUGGACUAUUAUUUCGGCAGGUGCUUCGAUGUCUCUAAGUAUAUCGAUUUUAUCUAAUACUUGUGAUUUUUGUAGUUAUUCGUAUUUUAUCUUGUGGACAAAAUUUGUUGAUUUCGUGUUAUAUUUUCGGCGUAACUGAACGGCUUUCGGUAUUUAGUAUCGCGGCCAUAUGUUAUAAUUAUUCAUAAUGAAUAUUCUAAAUCAAAGCUGAAUGAUCAUUUAGGUACAGCGUGUUUUGUAUAAAACUUUUCGAUGAACAUUUUUUAAAAUCCUAUUUUAUUGAGAAUUGUAUGUUUUUUGUUGCGUCCAUCUCAUUUGGAAUAAAAACUGCCAUUUAACCGUAGCGUCAUUUUAGGAGAAAUAACUAAUAGAAGUACUUAAAAUUUACGUCAUUUAACAUACUGAAAGGUCUUAGAACAACACAAGUGACUAAAAUUUAAAAAUAUCAUUCGAUUCCAUUGCCAUUGAAGUAAAUCAAAAUAAAACUUCAUCAAACAUGAUACUGCAUAUCAAUUUCGCAAAUGAAGUUCGGAAAUAACUUUCUAUGAAAUUUUUGUUAAACGGCAACACUGUCUGAUUAUCGAGUUUGACAUACACAUUUUAAGAGUUAUUUGGGGAGGGGGGAGUCGCAGUAAGUGAAUUUUACCAACUUAUUUUGAAAUUUUAUAAAUUUGGUCACCCUAGGUGGAUUAUUAAAAAGAACGUUUUUCUAAAACUCAUUCAAUUUGACACUGAAAAAUUUUAGAACAUAACAUGAAAUAAAAUAUAUUUGAAUAGAUAUUCAAACCAAUAAAAUCAAUUGAACUGUCACUUAGUAGUCCGAUCUUGCAAAAUCUUGUGUUGCUCAUAUCACGUGACCGGCAGACAAGGUGCGAGGUGGACAAGUUUCACAAUACAACAAAUUGUGCGGAAGCGAUGAAUCGAAGUAUUAUCGAUAAAAAACUUGCUGAUUUGGCUGAUUUGGUCGAUUUGGUGAAAAGUACGACGCGAUGAUAUUUGCUCAUCAGUAGGAAAUUUUCGAAAUUCCGAGUUUGAACUGGGAAUACUGGGAAACCUGAAAUGUCGUUUAUCUAUGAGCUACGAGUCGGAAAUUCAGAGUACGCAUUUGGAAAUUCUGGAUGUGUACAGAAUAUUUCAUUUUCAGAUUAGAAACCAGUAACUGGGAAUUUCAUUUUCAGAAUGCAAACUUGAUAUUUCCAACUCAAAAUUAGAUUUUUUCUACUUCAAGCUUUGAAUUCCCUACUCAUCAGUCGGAAAGUUCGAGUUUACAGUUGGGAGUUGGUAGUUUGAACUGGAAAUGUAAUUUGAACUUGAAAAUUCUGACUACAACAUCAACAUUUUUAGUUAUUAAAGUUGGAAAGUAACAGUUUGAAGUAGGAGAGUCAGAAAAAAACCAGAUAUUUACCAUGAAACGUUGUUUUGUGAAACUUUCCCAAACUCCAAUUUGCCAGCUCGUCUAAGAAUGGAGGUAGACCCCGUCCUCUUCGCAUGGGCCCAUGUGACAACAACAGAUUACAAUCAAUUCAAUGACAAUUCAUGAAAUUAAUAUCCACCACAGAAAUCUUUCCCCCCUUAUAGAAUGAAAUCUCGCUCAGUUUCAGAAGCCGAACUGAUUUGACAGUCAGCAAACCUAGCAAUAAUUUCGAAAUAUAAUCAGGUAUAGUCAAUCUGUAUCUCUAGACUGCUAUAAGUCAUAAUAUGUCAAAAUUCUCAGAAUCUCAUCCGAACGGGUUGCGUGCAAGAACUGUCAGAUGACCGAUCCUGGAAGUGAAACAUUGAAACACAACCUCACUUAUUUGUUUACAAAUGAUUGAAAUAGUUUUUCACAAUAAUUAUUUUAGCAUACGAAUCGUGUUUUUCGCCUAUUCAUUAAUUUGCGCAUGCCAUCACAUUGUACUGUUGUACAAUGCACAAAAAUGCAGCGGGAGACGAAGGAAUCCAGUAGGUACAUUAUAAUUUGAAAGUAAGUACCUAUUGUAGUCACUCACAUAUAGUUUUCAUUUUGAAAUUUGGUAAUUUCUGAUUUUUCAUCGGAAUUCCUUCUGAAAAGGAAGCUUAUAGAAAUACUCCAGAAAUGUCUAAAAGAAUGCAAGAUGAUUGGAUUCAUGCAAUCAAACGGGAGGACUGGUCUGACAUGCUGAUGAAAUAUGAUCGUGUGUGUUGUAGACAUUUUCAAUCUUUAGCAGUAUCACCUUCUAUUGCAGAAGUGUGAAAAGUCAUAUUCCUUCGUCUCUCGAUGCAUCUUUUGUGCAUUGUACAACAGCACAAUGAGAAUGGCAUACUUGGAUUAAUGAAUAGCGCAAAAAACACGAUUUGCGAUUCGUAUGCCAAAAUGUUGUGAAAAUUAUUUCAAUCCUUUGAUUCCUCUAUAAACUAAUGAGAAAAAAGUGAGGUUGUGUCUCAAUGUUUUACAGAAAAGUGAUUACCUCCAGGGUCGGUCAUCGUGCACGCUACCUAUUACUAGUCUUCUGUCGUUAUUCGCGGGAAUCAAUGUCACCAGGUGGCGCUCGGUUUUCAUCGUUCCAUGUCAAAGCCACGUCAAAACUGGGGGAAAACAAACUCAAUCCUCUCUCAAUCCUAUUAGUGCCAUUAGCUUGUGCACUGUGUACUGAUAAGAGUGAUAACACUUUAUGUCAUUGACAAGUUUGACAACUACAGCUACAGCAAAAUGUAUGCAAUGUAGUCUAUGCACUUUAUCCAUAGACAAUAGUUUGUUUUCCCCCAGUUUGAAGUUCGUAUUAUGUAACUUAGAUGUCGCCCACUUCGUGAAUCUCGCGAAUUGACAUCGACUUAUGUCAGUGGUGUUCGGAAACGUGAGUGAGAGUGAGGUAGGUACACUCGUCUUCAGUGAACAUGUCGCCGUUGGACGGUAUGAGCGCUCCUACAGCAGCGGUGAUUAAGAGAGCUGACACCGUCCAUGUGCGACAUGUUCUCUGAAGACGACUGUACAUAACAUGUCCUAAAUACGCAUGGUCCAUGGGAUCCAGCUGGAUCUCAUUGAUGGAUGAGCAUUUAUCUUGGAUUAGAGGUCUAGAUAGAUGAAACAGUUAACAAACAGUUGCGGUCGGCCAUUACAGAGUUGAUACGAUGGGAUCAAUGAGUAAAUAUUCUGUUUGGUAUACACCUCACAAAUUUAUUGAAAACUUACCAUAUAUGGUGUUGCCAAAUUUAGUUGGGUUCCUAGUAUUCGGCUUGCUCGUGAAGUCAGCUGGGUGGGUAACAGUGUUGCCAUUCGAUAUCCGAUAGUUCUUAUUUUACAAUCCUCUUCACAUGGCGAUGAAAUGUGAGUACAGUAUUCUUGUGUGAUCUGAAAGAAAGCUUCAUUCCUCUAUCAUGAAAUUUCCGAAAUAUUUUCAAUAAUAGAAGGCAUUCAUGCUUUUUUUUUUGAUUUUACAAGAAUCUGUACGCAUGUUUCUAAUUGAUAUUGGAGAAAAAUUGAAACUACAUUCUUCAGAGUUCCAUGAUUAUGUGGAGGAGACCAAGUUAGUAUUUACAAUGGAAAAUCGGAUUAUUUGCUAAUUAUCUUGAUUUAUUCCAAAUCAUUAAUGAAUUGUGACAAAUAGUGUGGCAAUGAAAAAUCCAAUGGCGAAGACCACUGAGGAAAGAAAUCCGUGCAAACCUCUUUCAAUCGACGAAUCAUAAUUUACGUGUGAUCUACAAUCAAUAUUAUGAGUUGAAGUUGAAGGGAAUCGAAUCUAUAUCGUUUUGAAAUUAGCAUAUUUCAUUCGUUAUUUCGAAAAGCCAAAUAUGAUGGUGGAGCUGUGACGUAUUAGUCCCGCACUGUAGCAAUCUCUCUCUGAUACCUCGUUAUUCUGCAGUGUUGCAGUGUGAUUGGUGAGUUCAAGGACAAUAGGCGUGUUGGGACUAAGACGUCGCACCAGUCUCACCAAUGAAUUGACAAAAAUUCAAAUGGCGCAGGAAAUGUGUGUUUAGAAAUGGACAUAUUCUAAUUUAUUUCAUUCAUCUUCUUAGCAUGAAUGAAAAAAUUCAAAAUUAAUUCGCUGGUAGUUUUUCAGUAUAGAGUUCACAAUAAUGUCGUUUCAAAAAAUCAGUGGUCUCCCCCAUUCCCGUUAUUCGAUUUUGAUGGAGAUGCGUUAUUCUAAUGAUAUAUCUGUGAUUAGGCUUUGUAUUUAUGUUGAUAAAUUGUAUAAUGCCCCAACUAUGUAUAUAAUGAAGGUGCCUUGUAACUUUUGGAAUUGAGAGAUCUCGUUGUCGAGAUACUGAACAGUUCUAGUCUUGUGAUCCUCACGGCACUGAUUUUUAUUUUUCCUAUGAAAUCUUGUCUUUUGAAUUUUUUAUUUAUUUAUACUAUCACCAUAGUUAUUGAAUGCCUUACCGACAUUUUUGGAUAGUUUUUUUAGAUGAAUGUGGAAAUUUUUGUGUGAACUCGAUCUAUGGGUAUGUAAAAUGUUUUAAGGCUUUUCUAUCUACUAAACAUAUAAGAUCAUACGUUUGUAAUUAUAUUGUUGUGUAUCCUCAGUGUUUUUGUAUAUAACUUUUCGAUUAAUAAAUAUUUUCAGAAACAA